Messenger RNA from Bombina bombina (fire-bellied toad), 1383 nucleotides. RefSeq names its product receptor-transporting protein 3-like. The transcript is spliced from 3 exons. NCBI's taxonomy places the organism in Eukaryota, Metazoa, Chordata, Amphibia, Anura, Bombinatoridae. The record is from RefSeq and is a predicted model, not a curated record. Gene Ontology annotation, biological process: protein targeting to membrane; protein insertion into membrane. Gene Ontology annotation, molecular function: olfactory receptor binding. Bases 202 to 726 code for a protein of 174 amino acids.
AAUUAAACUCAAUACUUACCACACUGCUGUUUGUUAAGCUAACGAACUGCCUAUUAUCUGCUAAGGAAUGCUCACUACAGCAAGUUAACACUACUCUCUCUCUUCUGCUUUCAGGUACUUAAUUGUGUCCUGCAUCAUCUCCUGCCAAAUCCCCUGCUUUCUGUGGCAAUUGCACUCUGUCUAACUCUCUCUUUUGGAGAAAUGUCAAGAGAAGAAAGCAUCUGUUGUUGGGCUGAUAUCUUCCAGAAUCUGCAAGACACUGAGCUUAAAGACACCUAUAGCAAUCAAUGGACAUUACAGAUGGACAAUGACCUAGAUGACCUAACAUCUAACUUGAGGCAACAGGGCUGGAAGAUUUAUCAGUCUUCCUCAAUUGGAAAAUUCAUGUGUCCUAGCUGUACUCAUAAGUGGAAUUCUGCUCGAGUCUCUCUCAUUUUUCACUACCGCCUUAACAUUGGACAUGAGGAUGGUGAAGUUCGUCUAAAGAUUUAUAGACAAAAAUGUCGCUCAUGUGGUAACCAGAAAAUGCUGAAAGCAUCAUUUGAAGAAGAGAAUGUAAAAGAUGUCCUGAUUAGACUGAUCACCAGAAUCAAGAAAAACUGUUAUUAUGAACAAAUAGAAAUAAAGCGUAGGACCAAUGGACUUGAGAGGACCAAACCUCAUGAAUCAUCUUUGUGUGAAGCUUGUCUCAAGGGCAAAUGCAAUACGGACAGAGAUUUUAAUUAGAAAACAAACAAUCAAUAUUGCUUAUGAUUUAACAUAACAGUAUAGUUUAAUUAAAGGGACAGUCAACACCAGAAUUUUUGUGAUUUAAAAGAUAGAUAAUUCCUUUAUUACCCAUUCCACAAUUUUGCAUAACAAACACAGUUAUAAUAAUACAUUUUUUACCUUGUAAUUACCUUGUAUCUAUGCCUCUGCAAACUACCCCCUUAUUUCAGUUCUUUUGACAGACUUGUAUUUUAGCCAAUCAGUGCUCACUCCUGAGUAACUUCACGUGCGUGAGCUCAAUGUUAUCUAUAUGAAAAACAUGAACUAAUGCCCUCUAUUGGUAAAAAAACGUCAAAAAGCAUUCAGAUUAGAGUUGGCCUUCAAGGUCUAAGAAAUUAGCAUAUGAAACUGCUAGGUUUAGGUUUCACCUAAGAAUACCAAGAGAACAAAGCAAAAUUGGUGAUAAAGGUAAAUUGAAAAGUUGUUUAAAAUGUCAUGCCCUAUUUGAAUCAUAGAAGCUUAUUUUGGACUUGACUGUCCCUUUAAUAGGCCUAUUUUUACUGCUAUUUAAUACAGUUCCAUUUCUGUAUUAAGUAGAUUUAUAGAAUAAUAAUAUAAAAUUAUAUUAAUCAGCAUUAAGUUAUAAUUCAAAUUUGUAUAUCUUUUUUAAAUAAA